Prorocentrum cordatum is the source of this 987-nucleotide messenger RNA. NCBI's taxonomy places the organism in Eukaryota, Dinophyceae, Prorocentrales, Prorocentraceae. The record is from the annotation of a GenBank genome assembly.
AUGGUCGUCGCUUUCGUGGGCCUCUUGGACAUCCAGCGGAUGUUCAGCUAUUUUGAAAGCGCCAAUGGUCGCUUCUCCAACCGCUACGGCUUCGUGGGGCUGGAUGCAAUCGCGGACGGCCACACGGACUUCGUCGUGUCCGAUGGCAUGAACGAGGCUGGGCUGACUCUUUCGCUCCAUACGAUGAGGACUGCAGAGUACGAGGAUGCCGAGCCCGGCAGGACGACGUUGUUGAUCAACGAUGUGAUCCCGUGGGCGUUGGGGCAGUUCAGUUCGGUGGCUGAGGUAGCCGCGGGCCUGGAGAACGUGAGCGUCGUACCCUUCCAGGGCGCCACGCAAGAGGACUUCGUGCACUGGGCGAUAGCAGAUGCGGCUGGGAAUUCCGCCGUGCUGGAGUACGUGGCAGGCAAGCGGGUGCUGCACAGGAACGACGUUCGGGUGAUGACCAACGAUCCGGACUUCACAUGGCACCUGAAGAACCUGAACAUGUACGUGGGGCUAUCGCCGCAGAAGCCAUCGGGCAACGCGGCUAUCACCGUGAACACCGAGAUUGGCGAGGUGCCUCAGAUUUGGAGCCUCGGAUUCAAUCUGCUUGGGUUGCCAGGCGACACUUCCCCAGCAUCCAGAUUCGUGCGUUUGUUCUACUUGCGACAGUACGCGCAGCUGGCCGAACCAGCUACGUCGGUGGAAGACGCCAUCGUCCUUGCCACGGGACUGCUCAACACCGUGUUCAUCCCUCGCGGAACGGUAGCACCGCUGAACGGUUUCACCGACCCCCUCUCCUACGAGCUCACCCAGUUCGGCCUACUGAAGAUACCCUCGCAGCGGAAGCUCCUAGUCCGCGGCUAUCGCAACAUGGGCUGGCGAGAGGUCGACCUGAGCAAGCUGCGUUGGGACCAGCGCCGGUCGAUCCCGGUGGAAGACGGCACGCUGGGCAUACAGGACGUCACGGGUCAGCUGGUCGCGGAGCCGGGCGAGUUGAUCUGA